AUGGCUGAUGAUGUAGCGGUAUUGAGUUGUUUUGCUGACUUGACGCUUUUCAAAUGUCGCGCCGAAGACGAGUGUUCUUUCGCCGCCAAGCAAAAGCCAGAUUUCGACGAACAUAUGCAGACGCACCAGUCAAAUGCUGAUAGAACUUGUGAAAUGAUAUCAACCGAAGACCUUUCUCCCGAACAAGCAGAAGAUGAAGCGCGCUAUCACAAUAGCUACAUCUUAGCCAGGGUUGAAGAGCAAGUUGUACCAGAACAGGACGUGUACAACAUAGAUUUACCUCCGGAAGCAUUAGUUGGGCGGUCUGAGACAGUGGAACAAGAGCAAUCGGAGUUUGAAUUCGUACAGCUGCCGCCUGCAACGCCCGUUGCCAAAACAAACAGAAGCGGCGCUCUUGUCGCGAAAAAGUCAGCCAGAGGAUCCGUCCCACCACCAGUGUCAACGGAAAACAAAGUCACCUGCUACCUUUGUCCCGGGGUUGUUGAGCUGGAAUCCGCCCCUCAACCGCCGAUAAAGCCGCCAAAGUCACGGCCAAGGUAUUCCCUAGAUAACUUGGAUGUGGCUUGGCUCGAGCGGGCUAAUCAACAUCGUGUCGCCGCCAGUUUGCCAACACUUACUGAGGACGAUCUCGAGACGAUUAUCGACGAGUUUGAAACGCAGGCGAAUUCCACCAUUCGGCAAAAAUGCUCAAACAAAACUGUCAAAUCCAUGGAGGACAACUCGGUCUGCGAUGUGUGCCGAAGUCCGAAUGGUGAAGACGGCAACGAGCUCGUGUUCUGUGACGGCUGCGAUAUCUGCGUCCAUCAGCAUUGUUACGGAAUCCUUAAGAUUGACGAUGGGGAGGAUUGGUUUUGUCAACCAUGCAAGGAAAACCUGAAGCCGAAAUGCUACUUGUGCUCUCAGCACGGCGGAACGAUGAAAAGGGCGAUCGGCUGGGAGCGGGUUGCAACUUCAGCUCCAUGGGUCCACAUCCAGUGUGCGCUGUGGAUCCCGGAGAUCACAAUGACUGAUCCAGCACGGAUGGAAAAACCUGACAUUUCGCAAUUGCCUGAGUCCAGGAAAUCGCUAAAAUGCACAGUUUGCUCCAACACCGUCGGGUGUGUCCAGUGUAACAUAAAGAAGUGCUACAAAAGCUACCACGUCACUUGCGCUGUGCGUUCUGGUCUUUCAGUAAAAAUGGAGACGAAGGGAGGACGCGUCAAUCUUUUUCUUCACUGCGACAAGCACUCGGAAACGAAAUUGGACGAAGUUAGAAAACGUAGGACUUCAAUCGAUCAACAAGUCGACGAAGAACGCCGUUUUCUUGAAGAGAACUUCUUCACUCUUGUAUCACUCGAACAUGCGAAGAAUCGCCUCACGAGUUAUUCCAUGGAUACUCUUGACUGGGUAUUCGAAUACUGGCGAUUGCGAAGACGCGCAGGCGGCAACCAGCAGCUUUUCAAUGACAACGAUGUUGAACCAGAAGCAGCCACUGCUGAGCAGCGUUACAGACGCAUUACGCAGCUCCGAUCCGAUCUUGAGCGCUCUAGAAACCUGCUUUGCCUGAUUAUACGCCGGGAAAAGAUCAAAAAGCAAGUUCUACGAUGCGAUCGAGAAAUCAAGCUCAAGGAGAUGAAGUUCCUUGGUUCCAAAGUUGAACUAUCUGAAUCCACCAAAUCAGACCUUAAACGUAUGGACAUGGAGUUCAGUAAGGCCGGAGAGAAGCCAAAGACGGAGGCGGAUGAUGCUGCUGCUUUCUUGGAAGAUCUUGACGCACCUCCUGAGCCAGUGAAAAAAGUCCCUAUCCCAACGCAGCCUCCAAAGCCUUCGCCAAAGCCUGCACCAUCUGCUAACGCAAUCAUUACUAAUCGCCCACCACCUCAAGUCAAAGUUGAAUCAAAAUCAGCUGAACAAGUUGAAGAAGCAAAAGAGUCAAAGCCGCUUGAGUCUAAAACUGAACCUGUACCUGUUCAAUUAAAGAAAGAAACAACACCCGAAGUUAUCCCUCAGCCAGUAAAAGGCACGCCUAUCAAGGGAUUCAAUAUGAAAAACGCGGUUUCGGUUGGCCAAUUCAAAGUCGUGCAGGGGAAAUCCAAGAUCCUGAGUGGCAACGCUCGACCGCUCAAAGGAUUUAUCAGACCUACUAAUCCCUCAGUCUCACAGGCUCAGUUGAACAGUCCGAGAAUGAAUGGCCCGAGCAUGGACGGCAAGACAGUGAUCGGGACCAAAGUUGUCGGUGGUCAAAACCAACCUGUCAUCAUGGAAUCGUCCCCAGGAUUCCGCAUGACGCGACCGCCAGUGGUUUCAGUGCCCAGCCAGAUCCGUAUGCGAUCUACACCGCCCAAUAUAAUGAUUACUCCGAAAAUGGUUGGAGGGAAAGAGGUUCGCCUUGUUACGCCUAGUUUCCCAAAACCUAAGCCUGGAAGCCGUGCUAGACUCGUUAGACCAGAAGUCAGACCUCAAUCAAACCGACCAGACGCUCAGACUCCUCAAGUUCGAAAUACACCACCGGCAUCAUUACCUGCUCAGGCUACUCCACCGCCAGUUCAACAUUCAUCUCAACACCCUGCUCAUCAGCAACAAGGUCCAAGCUUUCAAGCUCGAACUCCAGUUCGCGGAGACGCGAGCAAAGCGCCGAAUACUCCACCUGUCUCCAAAGCCAACGUCAAACCAGGCCUUAUCAAGCUUGGAGCAUUUGCGAAGGGAGCAAAGCCAGCAAUGUCCGCUCAAGAGCCUAAAGAAGCUGCACCAGAGGAAAUUUCCACUCGUCAACUUACUGAACAGCUUCUAAAGGUUGAUCCACGACGAAGGAGUCUUGGAAAGAGUGAUGAUAAGGCUCCGGCUAUGAACAACGCCACGAAAGAAAUAUUCGACAAGUUCAAAAAGCUCGACAGCGAGAAUAAACCAUCUCCAAAACCCGCUGACAAGAAGAAAUCGAGCAAUAGAGGCAUUUCAUUCGGAAACUUAUUCAAAAAAGACAGUAAGAGUGAGACCGGGAACAUGAUGAACAAGUUCAAAAACAUCUUCAACUCUACAAAAUCAAAGCAGGAUAGUAAGAAAAAGCUCACGCCCUACCAAAAAGCGAAACAGAAGCAAUCUACAACAGUUUUGCCGUUGAAACCUACCCGAAUUCCCCAGGAAGUCAAGAAGGCGAAGUCAAUUACUAAAACAGAGCAAGCUAAGGCAGAAAUUCGGGCGCGGAAGCCAUCAACUGAAGUCAACAAUCCUGCCGAUGAUGCGAAAGUAACGGUAAAUGGAACUGUCCAAGAGAAGAUCCAAGAAGUUCCAAAAGAAAAUGGUCUUCCAAUAGAAGCGAAAAAGCAAGAACCAGCGCCAAAACUGGACGUUAAUGAUUCUAAAAAGAUCGAUGUUCCUCUUGUGCCUGAAAAGCCACCUGUUCCCGUUAACGACGUAAACGCAUUGAAUGAAAUACCACCGGAAGAGCAAAUCAAGCUCUGCCAGCCGCUGAAAGUUUUGGUUGAUCGCCUUCCGAAUGAUUCAGAAAAGGCAGCAGAUAUCAUCAAUCGUUCAGCAUGUCUAUCGCCUAAACGAAAGCACUCUUUAGAUCACCAAGGUCCACCAUCAAAGCAAUCGAAGAAAGAGACGAACGCGCUCGAUGAUGUUGCUAUCAACAAAGCUGCCGAAAUGCCUACAAAGAAAGAGCUCGAGGCACCCAAAAUUGAUGCUUGUCCGAUUAUGGCAGAACCAGUAUCAACAUUGACUCCGCCUCAGGCUGCUGACGAGCCAAAGCGCGGUUCUCUCGUGGAAGGAUUAUUAAAUGGUAGUCCCAAGAAGGUUGAUCUGACGGCUAGACAAGCAGUCAAAGACGUCGAAAUAAAGACGAAUGAACAGCCGGUCAUCUCUUCAAACAAAUUACCACUCUCUCCUCCAGAUGAACCAGACCAGCAAAAGAUCGCUAUUCCUGAAGUUUCCCAAUCUGUUCCUCCGUCGGAUGGCAAGGAAAAUAGUUCUGAAAUAGUUAAAACUCUCGGUAUCGAGAAGAAGCAUGUUUCUGAGGAGAACAGUGGUUUUGGGCCAACGUUAACCGAAAAGCAUCCAGAUGAUAAGGCGAAAAAGCCAGAAAUAGCAGCUCCGAAAGUUCAGGAAAAACUUCCAUCUUCUCCUGAAAAUGAAGACGACGAUUUACCAUUAGAUUCUUUGGUACGGCGGGACUCAUCGAAGAAAAAAGACGUUGAUCCUCUUGAUGAUCUUUUCCAGCCAGCCAUAGAAACGCCUGUUUUCGACAAGCCAACCAAUCCACUUGCUAAGGCAAGUACAGCUGCAGAUAAAGCGCCCUCGAUCUUCCCGAACGAAGCUUUAUUCUCUUCUAUGCCGCCCGUUUCAACUCCCAUCAGCGCACCUUUGACAGUAACAUCGUCUAGUGCUCCUAUCUUGCCCGCGACUGAACCUGCUAUCCCAGUUUCGUCCGCCGCAUCUUCUGAAUUCAAUCCCCUUGAUGAGCUUUUCGGUACAGGUGCAACAGCGCCAUCAACAUCAUCGAAGGACUCAAUCUGCGACUCAUUCAACCCAUUAGAUGACAUCUUUGGAAGUAGCGAGCCCUCAACAGCAGCAAAAUCGACUGGACCGAGCACUGAAUUCAAUAUCACUGACUUUAUCGACUUGGAUCAACCUUUGCCGCCUCCAAAAGUUCUGUCAGAGCAGGAUAUGAUGAAAACGCACGCAAUGCUGGCAAAUAUCAAAUCCGAGCCCAUCGAUCCUAACUACUUCAGUCAGCCAGCGGCCUCUGCUCCACCUCCAGUUCCAACACCUGCUCCUCUUAGACGCCCUUCAUCUGAGACUUGCCCGCCUUCCAGCAAGGCAGCUCCCGCUGUUCCACCAAUUCUGUCGCCCAGUGCGAUCCCGGGUUCUUUACCUGCGAGUGCUCCUCCAAAUUCUUUAUUAUCCGAAUCAUCCGCGCUCACAAAUCCGUCCGUAAGGACUACUACCACCACUCCGCAUAUUACACCAAGCAACUCAACGGGGCUCAUAUCCUCCUUACUAAAGAAACCUAUCGAUCCAGUUCCAGCGUUAAACACCGACAACUCCUCCUUUCAGGAUAUCAUCAAAUCAAUGGUUCAAGGCGUCCACACGCUCAAUGACAAAGAAACACUUGCCCGACACGUGUCUAUGCUCAUCCAGCAAGCUCAACCGUCUCCCCAAGAGAUGCUCGCUAGAGCUCAAGCGCAAUCAAUGCCUGUUUCGAUGCCACAGCCCAGCUCAUCUUCAAUGAGCAAGCUUCAAGCGCUUUUAGCCAGUCCGAUUGAGCCUUUUCCGCAGAACAAAGUCAAUCCAUUUGGCGGUCUUCAUCUUUUAAACUCGCUGAAGUCCCCGCCAUCGUCAUCAGCUGAGUCAAAAGCUCCCUUUCCUUCUUCGCUUCCCUCUCCAGCUCAGGUUGCCGCAGCACCUAAGAUGCCGCAGGUACCAAAGGCAGCUCAUCCGAAUAUCGUGACAAAUCCAAAACCGCCAGCGAAGAGAAAGAACAGCACAACUCGUUCGGAGCAAGUUCGCAAAAAGCUCACUGACCUUCCUCGGUUCAAUCCCCCAAAGAAGCAGCAAAAGAUCAUCUACUCGCCGACUGCUAGCUCGGUUCAAGUUUUUGAAACGCCAACGGAAGUGAUUACUAUCAAACCAGAGAAUGAGAAAUUCUCCGAGUCCAAGAAAAAGCAGGCUCGAAAGAUCUCCGACGAGGCUUACCGUCCUGGUAUCGCGCCUAAACGAGCUCGAACAAAGUCACCUAGUCGUCGUAGUCGCAGUCCUCGUAAAGGCGGAGAAAGCCCUUCCAAGAGCCCCUAUAAACUGCCAAAGAUAAAAAUUGCAAGAAAUCAAAAAGGCGAGGCAGACGGAAAGUGGAGGAUCGAGCCUGUCUUCGUUUGCAGCGUUCCCGAGUCUGAAAUCGACUGCACCGCUUUGCUUGACAAACUGUCAAAAAGAAGGUCUUCCGUGGCACCUCCUCCCCUCCAACGAGCCCCAGGAGCAACAAACUUGCGAUUCGAAAUCAAGAAGGCCCCCGAUGAUCUAGUUGAUAGUAAACAAGCAGAUGAAUUGGAGAAGAAGCCUAUCAAAAUUACCCUACGAGUUCCAAAAAUUAACAACAACCAGAGUGCUGGUUUGUUGAGUAUGCCUCCUCCCCCAUCUGGCCUCAGGACGACACCCAGAAAAGGAGCAUCUGCCGUCAAGUACACAGACCCGUGGCCGACAUCGGAUAACGUAGUACAUCGAAAAGUAACAAUGAGUUUGCCUGGAUUCGUCGCCAAUGCCGCAUCUGCCGUCUCCGAUGACAUCACCGGUGGAGCAAAGAUCUCGAUCAUGCGAAGGAGUUCGAAAUACAGUAAGCUCAAUAAGGAAGAAGCUUACGCUGAAAACCAGACUCGCGAAUACGCAUGGAAUCUAAAAAAGGAAGCCGAAGUUAUCUGGUCCAAAAAUAAGACCCAGGAAAAGUUUGUCGAGUUGAAAGAAGUCAUGGACUUGCAGAGUCAUUCUAAAGACUUGGUACGAAUUGUGUUUAUGAACCGAAUCCAGGGUCUUAUUCUCACAGCCAUCUGCGCAUUUAUUACUUUUAAAUGGUUUGUUAUCGGACUGAAGGAGAGAGAUGGUUACAAUUGCCUCUUGCCGCCCAGCUACAAUUACCACCACGAGGGAAAUCGAUGGCAGACGACGAAUUGUUAUUACAAGUCGGUCACAGUCUGGCACCUGAUGACUAUGGUCCAAUUUACAGUUUUCUGUGCAGUUUUCGUGUUUCAAGCUGGCUUCUUUGUUUCGAAUAUCCGCUCAUGGAAGAAAAACUAUACCAUGCUUGAAUAUCUUCCACUAGAAGGCGCUCAUCAUCUCAAAAAUCAAGGAUCCUUAUCAGACUUACAUCUGUUACUUUCACUUAUCUUCGGGCAGAAUCAAAAUGCUAGAAAGACCAUCGGCGUUGGAUCGAAGGUUUUGGCGACGAUAAAUAACGAAGAAGAAUAUAGAUUUUUGCCGAUUCUGACGGAGAUCAUCGUCUGGGGAGCAACGGAUGAAAACGUAGAUGACCUCGUGGAAAAACUGGUCAAAGAAUAA
Molecule: messenger RNA, 7026 nt
Organism: Oikopleura dioica
Lineage: Eukaryota; Metazoa; Chordata; Appendicularia; Copelata; Oikopleuridae
Source: the annotation of a GenBank genome assembly